AUGGCCACAAUUGAACCCACCAACGCGAUAGGCUAUUCGACCGACCGACCGGCCAUGACCGAAAAAGGUCAGACUGUGCGCCACUUGGUCGAGGCUGAUCUGCUGGAUGAACGUUACGAAACCACAAAGCGAGGACUGAAGAGCCGCCAUGUCCAGCUCAUGGCUUUGGGUGGCACUAUUGGGACUGGAUUGUUCGUAUCCUCUGGCCAGUCCCUGGCUACUGGUGGCCCUGCUUCAUUGCUCCUUGGGUAUAUCUUUAUCUCGGCAGUUGUGUACGGCUUGGUGACUGCGAUCGCUGAGAUCGGGGCUUACCUACCUGUCCAUGGUGGCACUAUGAGCUACCACGGAUUUCGGUAUGUGUCACGAAGUCUGGGAUUCGCCAUGGGAUAUUUGUAUUGGUAUUCGUUGGGGAUCCUGGUUCCGUAUGAGAUCACGGCAGCGGGUCUUGUGAUCGGAUACUGGGAUCCUAACGGGACAGUGAAUAUCGCGGUGUGGAUUUCCAUCAUGAUGGUCGUCAUUAUUGCUUUAAACUUUCUUCCCGUGCGCUUUUACGGAGAAUCAGAAUUUUGGUUCUCAGGAAUCAAGAUUAUCACUUUGGUCGGCCUUCUUAUGGUAUCUUUCAUUCUUUUCUGGGGUGGCGGACCCAAUCGGCAGUUGCUGGGAUUCCAUUAUUGGAAGCAUCCAGGCUCCUUUAACCAAUACCUUGUGCAAGGAGAUGCCGGGCGUUUCGUGGGCUUGUUAAAAUGCACCGUGUCCAGUGCAAUCGCUUUCAUCUUCGCACCCGAAUUGAUCAUCAUCAGUGGCGGAGAAAUGGAAUCACCUCGGCGUAAUGUGCCUCGGGCUGCUCGUCGCUACAUAUAUCGUUUGGUCUUUUUCUACAUCUUCGGGGUUCUAGCCAUUGGUGUAAUCUGCCCUUCCAACGCCGCACGACUCACUCAAGGAGAUGGGACGGUCAAGUCAUCGCCAUUUGUGGUCGGAAUACAAAAUGCAGGAAUUUCAGUUCUUGAUCAUAUUGUGAAUGCGGCAGUGUUGACAUCGGCCUGGUCCGCAGGAAACUCAUUCUUAUACAUGUCAUCAAGGUCCCUAUAUUCCUUGGCGAUGUCCGGCAACGCGCCCAGCAUAUUCAAGUCCUGCAACCGAUGGGGUGUCCCAUAUUACGCAGUCGGUGUCUCGGCCUGUUUCUCAGCAUUGGCCUAUCUGACAGUCGGCACAUCAGGCUCCAUCGUGUUCAACUGGUUUGUGAACUUCACCAAUACUUCUGGUUUCAUCUCGUGGAUCUGUUGCUGUAUCGUAUACUUUCGGUUCCGCAAGGCCGUGUCAGCACAAGGUAUCGAACAGCCAUACCGAUCCCGGCUUCAGCCAUAUGGAGCUUAUUUUGGCAUGGCUGGGUCAACACUCAUGUUGCUCAUCAACGGAUUUACUGUCUUUUUCCCUUCAGAAUGGUCUGUCAGUAACUUUUUCACCGCCUAUGUCGGAAUUCCAGCGUUCUUGGUGCUCUACUUUGGUCACCGCGUUCUAUUUUGGAAUGACCCGUGGGCCUGGCGCCCUGAAGAGGUGGAUAUGCACACGGGACUGCAAGAGAUCAUUGACGCCGAGCUUCCCCCUAGGCCACCGGGACCCUGGUGGAAAUUUUGGUAG
This is a messenger RNA of Penicillium longicatenatum, 1638 nucleotides long. RefSeq names its product proline permease PrnB. Gene Ontology annotation, molecular function: amino acid transmembrane transporter activity. The record is from RefSeq and is a predicted model, not a curated record. Gene Ontology annotation, cellular component: membrane. The transcript has 4 exons. Bases 1 to 1638 code for a protein of 545 amino acids. Gene Ontology annotation, biological process: amino acid transmembrane transport. Lineage: Eukaryota; Fungi; Ascomycota; Eurotiomycetes; Eurotiales; Aspergillaceae.